AUUGCAUUCCCGGCGUCGACGUUGUUGUCGCCGUCAUUGUCAUCGACUAUGCUCACCAGCUCACCUUGAUUCUUGUGCCUGCUCAUGGUCCUUUUACUUGUCAAUGGUUCCUUUUAUUCAUGGUCUAACAUAAACCGAACCUGAUUGGCGACCAUGUUGCUCUCUCGAUAUGAUCAGCCAUAAUCCUCUUCAGGAUCCAAACGGGGUCAAUGUCGACCACACGGCUCACGUCGAUCCCACAGCUCAGUCACUCAACCAAGCGCUCGAUCCACAUUUAUCGCAACAACAUUACCAUUAUCCGCCACCGGCCCAUAUUAUCACGCAAACGAACUCUACACACCCGACAGAUCACUUGGCGUUUUAUUCGCCACAUCAGCCACCUCCGCCACAACCUCAGCAACAGCAGUCACAGCAAGACCUCCAGCCUACGCCGCCGCUUGAACGUCAACAAGAACCUGUCCACGUCGCUCCUCCGAAGCGGAAAUAUACCGACGCCACGUAUGGCCAAUCGAGUGGCGUAGGUGGAAGCAAGAAACGAAGACAUGCACUGGGGUCUGGCGAUGCUGGAGCAGAUGGAGGAGACGACGACGACGAAGUGGAUGGUGUUGAGGGUGAAGGAGGUGGGAAUACGGCUGCGCGGCAUUGGUCAGAUGACGAAAAGACAAAGUUGUUUGUGUGGUUGUUGGGCCAGGAAAUGGACGAGCAUUUCGACGCGUUGAAGACGAAGAAGAAUACGUGUUUUAGGGAGUGCGCAAUGGAUGCCUUCGGUGGCCGCAAAACUUUCCUCGCCGUCAAAGGCUGCUACGAACGCAACUUCGUCGUCUUCAAGCAGAUCUACGCCUUCGAGACCUUCACCGCUAACAUGCACCACCAAAAUCCCACCCAAAGCGAAGGCGGUACCUCGGUAGAUCAGGAAGCGAGCAACCAGCGAUUGAGAUCUGAGAAUGAGACGGAGAGACUGAGGGAGUAUGAGAGGAAAAUUUAUGCGGCGAGGAAGGCGGGUUUUCAUGUGGGGAAUUUGAGCUCGAGAAUAUUGGAUCAUUGGCAUAGGAUGGGUUGGUAUGCACUUUUCUAUCACAGAUUCCAUGGCGACCCCAACAUCCACCGUCCAGCCCAAGGCAGCGGCGGAAAUCGUCGAACCAUGGGACCCCCAGCGCCACCCAUGCACUCCCUUACACCCACUUCCGAAGAAUCAGUAGACCCCCUCUCCGGUCCCUCUCAUCACCACCCACAUCAUCCACAAAACCACGCUCACCAUCAGUCCCUCCCUCGCGACCGCGACUACGGCACCCUACAAGAUCACUUACCUCCCUUCGACGCAGGCGACUCUAUCCCCUCACCGCCAACAACGCCGAGCGGAAUGGCGCCGCUUAAUUCCGGUCAGAUGUAUGAGACGAGCUCCGGAUCCACGGCGAGUUCGGGAGGUAUGACCGCGACGGUUCAACCACCUCAUAAUCCGUAUCGACUAUCAGCCAUAUCGGUACAGGGAGUCCCGGCGCCCCAAAGCCAACCUCAGGGUGUGAAUGGGAGUAGAUCGCCGGUAGUGACGAAUGGGAAUGGGGGCGUGGGUGCUGGUGGGAUGGGAGGAACUACUGGGAUCGGAAUGGGGUUCGAGCCGGCGAUGUUUCCCUUGCGGCCUGCGGCGCUCCAGGCUCAGCAGAACGAGUUGCAGCAGCAGCAACAGCAGCAGCAGUCACAGCCGGGGGUGGGACAGGGGCAGGGACAGCUUCAGCAGGCGCAGUUUCAGCAGUCGUCGGCGUCGAUGCAGCAGGCGUCACAUUUGAACACGGGACAGACUUCGCAGCCGCAGAAUCAGCAGCAGCCUAUAGCUGCUUUUACUUCCGUUGCUCAAACGCUGCUUACGACGUGUAUGCGGCUCUUGCAGGCGCAGCAAGAGGACUCGAAGGUCCGGCUCGAGUAUUUGAGGAGAAGGGAGGAGAGGGAGGAGACUGAGAGUAGGAUUAGGAUGGAGAUGGAGAGGCGGAGAGAGGAGAGAGAGGAGAGAGAGCAUGAGGCGAAGAUGAGGGGCGAGAGGGUUAGGCAGAAGAGCGAAAUUGCGACGGAGAUUCUGAGUAAUGGAGCGGUGGAGGGGAGUGUGAGGAGCGCGGCCGGGGAGUAUUUGAAGAAGCUUUUCGCGGAGUGAGACAUGGGAUGUCCGGGUUGCGACUCUGACUUUGUAUACCUAGGUAGUACCU
Molecule: messenger RNA, 2195 nt
Organism: Stereum hirsutum FP-91666 SS1
Lineage: Eukaryota; Fungi; Basidiomycota; Agaricomycetes; Russulales; Stereaceae
Exons: 4
Coding region: 170-2143 (657 amino acids)
Source: RefSeq, a predicted model, not a curated record